GGAGCGCGAGGGUAGACAGGUGUUGGUUUGCGCAAAGGAGAGACACGAUCGCUCCAUACUUUCCCAUGUAUCCUGCCUUCAUUCUCUGCUGUAAUCGCGGAUCUCUAUCGGGAGCCACCAUGGUGCAUCACUCUGGAUCCAUACAGUCAUUCAAGCAGCUGAAGCUGAAGGGUAUGCACACGAGUAUCAGUGAGAUUUUGAAGGAGAAGACACUGAAGUCAUCUCGCCGCAGUUUGCCAUGUCUGGCUCAGAGUCAAACACAUCCUGAGAACCUCAAUCACUUCCUGUCUGUGCCUCUGAGUCCUACACCCAAGACAUACACAAACAGCGUCAGUGCCUCCUGCACACACAUCACACCUCCACCUACAGGUCAGGAUGUCUACAUGGAAGAGAGGGAGGUGGGAGAGUUUGAACCUAAAACAGAUGAGAAGCUGCUCGUCCAGCAGAAGCCUCUGUCAAGAGGAAAACUAGAGGCUCGCACAGACUCCAUAAAGGGGAACAAUCUAGAAAAGCCCUCUGGAUUAAUGUUUCGAGAUGGCAAGAAACGCAUCGACUACAUAUUAGUGUACAAGAAAUCCAGUCCUCAGGUGGAGAAGAGAUGUACGUUUGAGAGGAACCUGCGAGCAGAAGGUCUCAUGCUGGAGAAGGAGCCUUCGUUAACCAACAGUGAUGUCAUGUUUGUGAAGAUUCACGCGCCGUGGGACACUCUGUGUAAAUAUGCCGAGCAGAUGAACAUCAGAAUGCCAUUCAGGAAAAAGUGUUACUUUACAGACUGGAAGAAAAAGACUAUGGGCAGUCUAUUUCAGCUGAAACGUCGUCAGUUGAAGAGUUGGCUGCCCAGGAACCCGAUGAAACUUGAUAAAGGGGCAUUACCAGAUCUGGAGGAUACCGACUGCUACACAGCUCCCUUCAGCCGGGCCAGGAUGCACCAUUUUACCAUCAACAACAGAGAGACGUUUUUCUCAAACUCAACCAGGAGCAGAAUAGUGCAUCACGUACUACAGCGGACUAAGUACGAGGACGGCAAGUCUAAGAUGGCUUCACCGUUGUGUUGUCUAUAUCUGCUUAAUUAUCAUGGGCAUCACAAGCGCCUCCUCAUGGACCAGUCUGACAGUUCAUGGGAAGGUAUCAAUCGGUUACUUGGCAACAGCACGUAUGAAGCAGCGUUUCCUCCACAUGAGGGGAGUUACAAAAGCAGACACCCGAUAAAGACCCACGGUGCACAAAACCACAGACACCUGCUGUACGAAAGAUGGGCGCGCUGGGGAAUCUGGUACAAAUAUCAGCCACUAGACCUCAUACGGCGUUACUUUGGUGAGAAGAUCGGCCUGUAUUUCGCGUGGUUGGGCUGGUACACUGGUAUGCUGAUCCCUGCUGCUCUAGUUGGCCUCUUUGUCUUCCUCUAUGGGCUUUUCACCAUGGACUCCAGUCAAGUCAGUAAGGAGAUCUGUGAGGCCAACACCACCAUCAUGUGCCCCAUGUGUGAAGGCAACUGUAGCUCAUGGACUCUGAGUGACAGCUGUGUCUAUGCAAAGGUGACUCAUCUCUUUGAUAAUGGAGGCACAGUCUUCUUUGCUAUCUUCAUGGCGAUAUGGGCCACUGUGUUCCUUGAGUUCUGGAAGAGGAGGAGGGCAGAGCUAACGUACGACUGGGAUUUGAUUGACUGGGAGGAGGAGGAGGAGAACCUACGGCCGCAGUUUGAAGCCAAAUACUCUCGUAAGGAGCGAGUGAAUCCCAUCUCAGGAAAACCAGAGCCCUUCCAGCCCUUCACAGAUAAACUCAGCCGUCUCAUGGUGUCUGUUUCUGGUAUAUUCUUUAUGAUCUCUCUGGUCCUGACUGCUGUGUUUGCUGUGGUGGUGUUCCGACUCAUCGCCAUGGAGAAGUUCGCCUCAUUCCAGUGGGAGUUUGUGAAGAAGAACUGGCAGUUUGCCACCUCAGGAACUGGAGUCUGCAUCAACUUUAUGAUCAUAAUGUCUCUUAAUGUGGUCUAUGAGAAAGUGUCCUACCUACUUACAAACCUGGAACACCCACGGACAGAGUCGGAGUGGGAAAACAGCUUUGCCCUCAAGAUGUUCCUUUUCCAGUUUGUAAAUCUCAACAGCUCUACCUUCUACAUAGCGUUUUUCUUAGGAAGGUUUGCUGGCAGGCCAGGCGACUAUAAUAAGCUGUUUAACCGAUGGAGAAUGGAGGAGUGUCAUCCCAGUGGUUGUCUAAUCGACUUGUGCCUACAAAUGGGAGUGAUCAUGGUGUUGAAACAGAUCUGGAAUAACUUCAUGGAGCUGGGCUACCCACUGCUACAGAACUGGUGGUCUCGACGUAAGAUGAAGCGCGCAGGAGAGCAGAAUAACAGUAAAGAAGAGCUGCCACAGUGGGACAGAGACUGGAACCUGCAGCCCAUGAACGCGCAUGGCCUGGUGGAUGAGUACCUGGAGAUGGUUCUUCAAUUCGGUUUCACUACUAUCUUCGUAGCUGCAUUUCCUCUGGCUCCUCUGCUCGCUCUCCUUAACAACAUCAUUGAGAUCCGACUGGACGCCUACAAGUUUGUCACGCAGUGGAGAAGACCUAUGCCUGCACGCGCUACUGACAUCGGUAUAUGGCAUGGUAUCCUGGAAGGAAUUGGAGUUGUGGCUGUCAUAACAAACGCCUUCGUCAUUGCCAUCACUUCGGACUACAUCCCUCGCUUUGUCUAUGCUUUCAAAUAUGGCCCCUGUGUGGACCGAGGUUACCGGCAUGAGAAAUGUCUGAGAGGAUACUUGAACAACAGCUUGUCUGUUUUUGAUAUGGGUGAACUAAAAAAUGGAAGUCAUCAGGCACGAUACUGCAGAUAUCGGGAUUACAGAGCGCCUCCAUGGAGUCCUGAACCUUACGAGUUCACUCUGCAGUUCUGGCAUGUUCUGGCUGCCAGACUUGCCUUCAUCAUCGUUUUUGAGCACCUGGUGUUUGGCAUUAAGACCUUCAUAGCUCACAUGAUUCCAGACAUACCCAAAGACUUGUGUGACCGCAUGCGCAGAGAGAAAUACCUGAUGCAGGAAAUGAUGUACGAGGCGGAACUUGAGCACUUGCAGAAAGAACGGAAAAAGAACGGCAAACGUUAUCACCAUGAGUGGCCUUAGCUGUGCCUGCCCAUCAUUUCAUACCCACUGGAGACCCAUAUACACUACCCAUAAAAGCACAUCAAGACUCGAGAGUGACAAACGAAUGUUGCAACAUGCACUGCGGCACAUUAGAAAACAUGCAUACUCAUGAUCAGCUGUUAUGCAGCCUUUGACAGCUAGCUUUACUGAGUCCAUGAAUUGGCUGCCCACUUCAGAUUUCCAUUGCUGUACUAAACCAGGAGGAGGAUUCAGAGUUUGAGGUCAAAACCUGAUCUCCGGUUAGGCCUGUAGAGCCUGGAGUCGGCAGCUGUGCUCUGCACCAAAGAGGUUCUUCUCAGUCACAUGACGCCUGCUUGAGACCUCCAUUCAUCCAUAUUUCAUCCAGCUGAGGGCAUUUACACUCUACAGAAAGCUCUGACAGAGCAAUUGACAGAUAGGAAUGUGUAAGAUCCAGUUUCAAGGAAUGGAAAGAGCUACGUUUGAAAUCAAGCAGGAAUAGAGUGAAUAGGAUUUCCGAAAGCACAACUGGACCUGCCUUUCUGAAAUUCUCAUUGGUCAAUGGAUGUGUACGUCAAAGUGUGUUUCUGCAAAAGUUAAAGACUCCAUGGAAUUGUUUGAUGAGCACUUUCCUGUGCUAACGUAUUUCCUAUUGGAACAGCAAAUUGAGACGGGACAUAUCAAUGUAGUGUUGCUGCCCCAUAUAAGCAGGAAGGGUCCUGUAUUUUGGCUGAAAAUAUGUUGUCCCAUACAGACGCCUGUUGUUUUUUUUAUUUUUUUUUUUAUAUAUUAGCACCAAAAUGUUUAAGGGGGAUCCCUCAUUCCCGGUCGGAUGCCAAAACUACCUGUAUUGAAGGCGUUGUGUAUUCUGCGGCCCCGUAUUGAUGCGGCAAAAUGCUCAAGGGGGACCCCACCCUGUUUAUAGAGUGAAACAUAUGAGGGUGUCCCUUGUCCUGUAUUAAAACACUCAAAAUGCUCAAGUAACCUAUAUUUGGAGAGCUUGCUAGUCACUUGCAGUUGGUAAUAGGGACAUCCUCAUUCUCGAGCCCAUUUGAUUCGACAAAAUUGGUAUAGUGCAAGAUGGGUCAUCAAUAUUUUUGGUCCAUUUUUCCCAGAAGAUAAAUACUGUUCACAUUAAACGUGUAUAUCUGCUAAAAGUUUAUUUCGUCAAGUAGGAUGCACUAGCAUAUACUGUACUGUAGAUGACCUCAAAGCUAACAAAAACUCAGUCAAUCCACAAAACACAAAUCUUGAUUUUAAUGCAAUCUUUUAAAAGUUCCUAACUUUUUCUCAAUGGAUAAUGAAGCAUUUCUUCCACAAACUAUUGUGUUUUACCUCUACAUUCUUUCGAUGCAUCAUACCCUUUGAAAUCAGUGGAUUUACUGCAUUCUCUGAAGUGUGCAGGUGCCCCAAGUCAUUUUUUUUUUUUUUUUUUUGGGAAAAUGUGCAAUCUUCUGCUAAACACAUGUCCUUCACAGCACGGCCUGCAAGGGCAUGGCUCUCUCCUGUCAUAUAGAAGUUUUAAAUGGGAAUGUAGAACUUGCAAAGUUGGAUAGUGAACUAUGCAGAUGAAUGGGUUUGGGGUUCUUGUUUUGUGCUAGCAAACUUGUCUAUCUCUUUGUGUCUCAGUCUGUGCGUGGCAGCUAGCAUCCCGACAUGAAGCAGUUAUCUACCUGGAGCCAGGCAAUUUGAUAAUGUUUACCUUACCAACAUAUUAACCGAUACUAAAUUACCGAUGUCCUCUCUCUUCGCCUGCCAAAGUCUGAUAUUGUGAUUCUUGUUACAAAAGUGGUUUCUGAUGAAGCGUACCAAAUAAAAAUUAGUAGACUUUGUUUAUGCAAAUGAAGUUUUUAUGUAAUAUGUCGCCUUGAAAAGAUAUGCAAAUUUACAUAUGUUUCAAUACAAUAAAUCAUUUUGUUAAGGCAAAAGAGAAAAUGAAUAGCUAACUUUGGCAAAAUGACAUGCAUGUUGUUUGUUUCAAACUGCAUGUUCUUUGUUUUUCAUCUUUUAAAUCAACUUGUUUUUGUAAAAGACCAUGUCUUUGUCCAGAUGCCUGAUUUUGUAAUGUGUGUGAGCUAAAUUUGAUGUUUGAGUGUAGCUUCCUUCUCACGCUGCCGUUUGUGCUCACCUAAGCACAAAACAACAACUAUGUUCGGAAUUCCAUACUACCAUACUAACAGUACUAUUUCUUCAGAAUACAUACUGUAUAAUGUACUGUAUAUGUGAUAUGCACAUAGUAAUAAAUGUUGUAUGCAGUGUAUAGUACUGUAUUCUGCGCAGUAUGCAGUAUACUAAUAUUCCGAACAUAGUCAAAAAGAAGAUCAAACAUAACAGGCCAUAUUAAUUAAAACAAGAUCGCCCAUACAGUUGAAUCAUUAGGCAGGAGUGUGUUGACAGAAUUAACAUUGGGACAAUGGACAUGCAAGAAACAUUAUCUUAUUUAACAUUUUGCUAUUUAGAUUUAUUUAUUUGUAAAAAUUUUGAAUUUUAUGUAUGUUUUGUUUUCUUAGGGCGUGUGCACAUUUAGAUAUGUGCAUUUAUAAAGGCGUGUUUGUGCACGUGUAUGUAUUUUGUAAAGUUGAUGAAAUGAUUUAAUUUUCAUAAUCAAAUUUAUUUUUUCAUGUUCUUUAAAAACCCAAGGCAAUGGCCAUGUUCAAAAUAGCAUACUACCAUCCUGCUCAUACUGUUUCUGCAGUAUGAAAUACUGAGUGCAAUAUUGCAAAAUUAUGACAAAAAAGAUUCUUUUCUGUAUGCAUAAAAUACCCAAGUGAUCCAUUAUAUUUCCACAAUAUGCAGCAUAUGACUAGAGCACAGUGUGGAAAGUUUAGACAUUUUACAAAACUGUGGUAAAUUACUAAAUUACCAUAUUUAUUUGCAAGAUGAUAAAUGGAUGCCAUUCAUUGAAUUAAACUUGCAACAUAAAUCAUGUGACAACAAUUUGACAUAAUUUUUCAAACAUUUAUCAUUGCAUAAUGUAUCCUUUUUCCACACAGUAUUUUUAAAUAGUAUGCAGUAUGUAGUGUAUACUGUGCAGUAUCCAGUAAGACGUUUGCUAUUAUUCCAUUCCAAACACAGCUAAUGCAUCUGUCCUCCUCAGGAACCUGUGAGCAUUUGCAGAUGAGAACUUUGUGUCAUAUUUUCUUAGCUUGAAUUAAGUAUUGGUUUUAAAGUAUACAUUUUUGCACUUUACAUUUUUAUGUAUACCAACCCUGUAUGGGUAUAGAUGGGAAUACGCUCAGAAAACAAAUCUUUUAGUUAAAACUUAACUAAAGCUUAUAGUUUUUGUUAUCACCUUAUAGAUACUUUAAACACACACACACACACACACACAAAGUCCCAAAGUAUGACACUAAUUUAAUUUUAAAUCAGGCCAUGGGAGCACUUUAGGAGUUUAAUUUACCCCAUGUUACCUCUAUUCAGGAAUCACAUUUGAAAAAAAAAAAAAAAGCUAUUCAUAGACAGGUUGAGUGACAUGCCCUCAUCCCCGAAAAUCAUGAGCAAAACUCAAGAGACAUUAAAGCUGCACUACAGAACUUUGUGCUCUCUAGCGACAGCUGUGGUUGAAACUUAAAAUUGCAAGCAAUUUACGGAAGAACACUUUACGUGCGCUGCAUUUCAGCACUGCUCUUCUGUGCGGAUGAAUCUCAUGAUUUGAGGUUACCUGGACAUCACCUGUGUGUGAUCAUGAAUGGGAGAUAUUCAGAGCCAGAGUCAUAAUGUUCUAUUUUCAUGUGGAUAUGUUAUUCUAUUAAACAUUUAAAACCAAAAUAUUACUUGCUUUGAAAAAGAUAACAACACUCAUAUUUACAUAUUUUGAAAUAAUUAAUUAAUUUUACACUUAUAGCGCUUUUCAGACACUAGUGCUUUUACAUUGAUAACAAACCACCACGAGUUACUAUAGUACUACACAUCAAUUUAAGAGGUGAAACUUUGGUUGAUUCGAGUUCAACGGAAGACUGUAUUAUUUUACAAAAAUUGUUAUAGACUCAGUUGAUAAUGCAAGUAAAUCCGUAAUACUAUAAUAGUACAACGAUGCACUGCACACAAUAACACUGUAAACUAAAAACAUAAAACAAGGGUUCAAUAAUGAUGUGGAUGGAAUAUACUUUAUUAAACAGGAAAAUAAUAUGCAGAAAUAUGCAAUAAAGAAAAUUACAUAAAUACAUUUAGCUAAUCAUUUCUUUAGCAGUAAAGUUAUAAUAGAGAGAUAGUUACACACUAAACAAAUUACUAUGUGCAUUACUGUGCUAUGAAAUUAAUACAUUUUCAGAUUAUUAUAUAUUAUAAACAGACAAUGUGCUGAAAGUACAAUUAGCAAUCCCUUGUGCAUUUCUAUGACUGGGGCAAAAUAAAUGAGAAAACAGUGGCAUACAUGCACUCUUAGGGAACCUGGAAACUACAGCAAUGUUAUUAAAUACUGAGAAGUCAUGAAUAUUAGUAAACACAUUACAGUUUCAGGGCCGCCGCUGGCCAACUUCAUGCCCUACAAAAGUGCAAGUGCGAGGCCAUGGUCUGUGUUCCAUGACUGCUACCGGGUCCUUGAAUAACAUAUAACGUGCAAGUAAGGGCAGCCGGUGGAGUUUCUGAUGCCCCCUAGGGUAAGAUAGGGCCCUUUUGGGAGUUGGUGCCCUACGCAGACUGCGUAAUAUGCGUAUAGGGAGCGGCAGUUCUGAGUAACUUCACCAGACAAAGUAGAUAUUGUACAUCGCGAUCAGUUAACACACAAGUGUUGUUCGAUUCAUACUAGCAUGACAAGCAACAUAAGCUUCAGCAACCGUACCAGACAACAUAUCCAAGCAUUAUAGCAAGUAAAGAACUUCACCAAACAGUUAACAGCUGAACAUCCAUUCAGACUGCAAUGAACUGUGUAACAGUGCUGACUGAACUGAACAGCGUAGUUUCCCCAGUCGAAACAUGUGACAGAAAGUACUUCCAUUCGGUGUUUAAAUUCUGAAAUGAUGUAAUGGGUAGGGAUGAAUGACAUAAGUCUGUGAUUUCGCACCAAAUCUAACCCAACAGCUCAAAGUCAAGUCAUAUUUAAGGCAAGUCAUGUUUAUUUGUAUAGAGCUAUUCAAAACAAGCAUCGUUUCAAAGCAGCUUACAGAAAAUUAUGCUGUAACAGAAAAUUGUGCUAUUAAAGUCCUCAUUGUGCGGUUAUAAUGAUUCACGAGAAAAUUAUAGUAUUAUUAUAGUCUUCAGGCCCCUUUAAAAUACAAAUAAUUUUUGUAGGCUUACCAUAAUGAACUGGGGUAUGGUAAGGACAUUGUUUUGAACACUGAUAUUUAUUUUGUUAUUUACUGAAUCAAUAUUGGCAUUUUGUUUUUUGUUUUUUUACCAAAAAAUCUUCCGUAGUGCAGCUUUAAGAAACCAACACUUAAUAAUUUUGAAAAUUGUUGGGUGUAUGCAGUUCAUGGUAAUAAUGAUCAAAUUCAAAGUU
Myxocyprinus asiaticus (Chinese sucker) is the source of this 8529-nucleotide messenger RNA. Its product is annotated as anoctamin-3-like. The record is from RefSeq and is a predicted model, not a curated record. Gene Ontology annotation, cellular component: plasma membrane. Bases 66 to 3113 code for a protein of 1015 amino acids. Gene Ontology annotation, molecular function: chloride channel activity; protein dimerization activity. The transcript has 27 exons. Gene Ontology annotation, biological process: chloride transmembrane transport. NCBI's taxonomy places the organism in Eukaryota, Metazoa, Chordata, Actinopteri, Cypriniformes, Catostomidae.